Molecule: messenger RNA, 4376 nt
Organism: Cephus cinctus (wheat stem sawfly)
Lineage: Eukaryota; Metazoa; Arthropoda; Insecta; Hymenoptera; Cephidae
Gene: Ppa
Product: F-box/LRR-repeat protein 14
Exons: 2
Coding region: 1216-2658 (480 amino acids)
Biological process (GO): SCF-dependent proteasomal ubiquitin-dependent protein catabolic process
Cellular component (GO): SCF ubiquitin ligase complex
Molecular function (GO): protein binding
Source: RefSeq, a predicted model, not a curated record
UAGGAGGAGAGCCGCCUUGUGCCGGGGGGGCCACAGCGUGGUGUAGAGAACGUGGCCCCGCCCCCCCGAGCGAAAACUUAAAAAUGCCGCCGCAGCGCAACCCGAAUCGAUAUCCGUCGGCUGAGUCACGUGGUUCGGCCUCGAGACGCUUCUACCAAUAAUAGCGUCGCACGGCCGACUUUGUCUCCGCCCUUACCCCCCGUUACGCCCCACGGCCCGGCUCGCGCGCGGCAUCCAACUUUGAACUGGAACGCAGUCCGCGACUGGAAGCGCACCCGUUCACUUCGGUGCCAUGUCGCUCAUCGCGUUCUACGAGUGACCGCACGAUACGCGCAAGGUUGAACUUGUUCGGUAGUACCACAUCCACGUGGAAGACAUUUACUGUCGCUCGGUGUUUCCGUUAUACUUUGGUGUUACGCGGCGUUACUCUUUCGGCCUUUCGUUCGCGCGUUUAUUUUCACUUUUGCCGUUUACUUAUUCCCUGAGCUUAAGUAACGAAGCCAACGAUAAAGCGAGCCUACGGGACUGAAGUGAUUUCCUUAUUGUUUCUCGUUCGCUGUGAAGGUGAAUAGGCAGGAGGGAUGUUUUAUUCCGUGUUCGGUUAGCGUGACGAGUUUGAAAAGGAUGACGCAUGGCCGUACAGAAAGGUGAACAGUCAGGAUGUUUACUAUCUGGUGAGAAUUUGUGACUAAUGGAAUAAAAUUGAAGAGAUCGAAGCCAGCAAGAGAGACAAGGAUUGUAGAAGUGAGGUGAACGGAGGUCAGAGUGUGAAUUCCUGUGGCUAGGAGAAUGAUCUUGAGUCUGGAUAUAUAUACUCGGUGUGGCUAGUUCGAUGCACGGCAGUGCGUGACGUGGAGUUUUGUGAACUGUCGACAGCGUAAUCGCCGAGGGCUAGAAAUUGGAGAAAAUCAAAGAACGAGGCCCGUGUAGGAAUAAAAGGUCUCGUUCCGAUGCGAAGGAAACGAUCCAAGUAUCGAUCUAGGAAGGACAAUCGGUGAGAGCGUGACCGCUCUCCACGGUCGUCCGGCGGGAGGUCAGAGGUGGAUAAAAUAAUUGGAAGAUCAGUGACGUCAGCGGGUCGCAGCAGUGCGGGGGUGGGGUGGGGUGGGGUGAGACGUAAAGUUCUCGAAGCCUCAAGGAGCCGUCAUCGUGGCCCGUCUAUUAUGCCCGGAAACCGUUGCGACGUCGCCUCGUGUACCUAGUGGUCGCCUCGACAUGGAGGAGAGUCAGCUGUUGAUGACGGAACUUCCGGCGCUGCCGUCAACACGCGGUACGACCCUGAUACAUCGACCAGGUCACUAUUACCACCUGCACCAGCCGCACCUGGCGAUAUCGACGCCGCACAGCCAAACCGUAGCUCACGUCCCAGCGAGCGCACCGCACUACUCGACAGGAGCUACGACCAACCUCUCGAGCUACAUACAGGGUAUAUCGCGGCACCUGCCGCCCUUGCCGAGGGGCGGCACGUCGCCGGCGAGCACCCACAUCUCCAGCCUCUAUCCGGAGAUCCUUGCUCUGAUCUUCAGCUACCUCGACGUGCGGGACAAGGGUCGCGCGGCACAGGUGUGCGCCGCGUGGAGGGACGCCGCGUAUCACAGGUCGGUCUGGCGGGGCGUCGAGGCGAGACUUCAUCUUCGCAAGCAGGCGCCGGCCCUGUUCGCCAGCCUGGUCAGACGGGGCGUCAAGAGGGUGCAGGUAUUGUCGCUCAGAAGAGGACUCGGGGACGUGAUAAAGGGCGUCCCGAACCUCGAGGCUCUCAACCUGUCCGGAUGCUACAACAUCACAGACUCCGGGCUCACGAAUGCCCUGUACCAGGAAUUCCCAUCGCUCACCGAACUGAAUCUGUCGCUCUGCAAGCAGGUGACCGACGCGUCCUUGGGCAGGAUAGCCCAGUAUCUGAAGAAUCUCGAGGUGCUCGAGCUGGGUGGCUGCUGCAACAUCACCAACACGGGGCUGCUGCUGAUCGCCUGGGGACUUCAGAAAUUGAAGAAACUCGACCUGAGGAGCUGCUGGCAUAUAUCGGAUCAGGGGAUCGCUCAUCUGGCCGGACUCAACCGGGAAACCGCCGACGGGAACCUCGCGCUGGAGCAUCUUGGACUUCAGGACUGUCAGAGGCUGAGCGACGAGGCCCUCAGGCACGUGUCCGCUGGCCUGUCGACGCUCAAGUCCAUCAACCUCUCGUUCUGCGUCUCCAUAACGGACUCAGGCCUGAAGCACCUGGCCAAGAUGCCAAGUCUGCGGGAACUGAACCUGAGGUCCUGCGACAACAUAUCGGACAUCGGGAUGGCCUACCUGGCGGAAGGCGGCAGCAGGAUAGCCUCGCUGGACGUUUCCUUCUGCGACAAAAUUGGCGAUCAGGCUCUGGUCCACGUCUCUCAGGGUCUGUUCAACCUGAAGUCCCUGUCGCUCUCCGCGUGCCAGGUCAGCGACGAGGGCAUCUGCAAGAUCGCCAAGACUCUUCAUGAUCUCGAGACCCUCAAUAUCGGGCAGUGCAGCAGACUCACCGACAAGGGUCUUCAUACCAUCGCCGAGAGCAUGAAACACCUCAAGUGCAUCGAUCUCUACGGAUGCACCAGGAUAACGACCAGCGGCCUCGAGAGGAUCAUGAAGCUACCCCAGCUGAGUAUACUGAACCUUGGAUUAUGGCACGUGCGGUGAUGGCAUUCUCCGAGAGACUCUAGUGUUUAAAGACGUUACUUUUCAAAUUCCUUUGUCCGAUUUCGGAGUGAACCAGGAAGGAGCGUGGUACCACGGAACCAGGAAGUGAGGUCGAGUUCUCGUUACUCUCGAUCCUAGUGAACCGAUUUCAAAUGGGGAACGUGUUCUUCGUGGUUGCCUGGGAGCUUUACGAAAAUAAUAUUAUCCUCGUCGAUCCAUCUCUUCGAUUCCUACGUAUUUCCGAUACCGGAUCCAGGAUCCUUCGUGCUUUUCCGUAUCGGAGAAAAAUAAUGGAUAAACCAAAAGACGCGCGUGAUCAUCGAUUCGACUGGUUGUAGUCGAUUGAUAUUAAAUCGAAUGUGUUUGCUAAGGACUUCCGGGAUCGUUAAUCAUCGGUCUUCUGGUUCCUGUCGGUGUUACUUCUGUUAUAGUUUUUGGUCUACGUUUGUUGGUUAUGUUUCUCAUUUCGCGAUACGAUUUUAUUAUUUUUUUUUAUUCCCGUGAACGUUUUUUUUUUCUGAAAUCACUUCCGGUUGCGCAUUGUGAUCCUUCAACGCGCACGUGCCAACCGGAUACACAUGGAUACGUACUACGAAGCAGCAUUCGUCGCACCAAAAGGAUCAAUCGUGCUUCUUCGUGGAAUUUUGAAAAAAUAUCAGAAGCUUCCACAGUGACGCUUCUUCGUGUUUCGACGAAUUUUAAAAAAAUAUAUCCAGGACGUGGAUAAUACGGAGGAAGACACGCACGGGGGAUACCAUGGACAGUAAACCGUGAACAUCGUGAACACUAUGGAUAUGUAGGACGAACCGAAUUGUAUUCGUAGAGCUUGUGGAGACUUUUUUCUUUAAUUAUAAUAAUCGAGGAAUUGACGACCGAGCCGAUUUCACGUGGUGAGAGGUACACACGUCCCCUUCCGAAGACGUAAUAACGCAUUACAACUAAAAGACGUAAAGUGAGUUAAUAUUAUUAUCAAAGUAACGUACCUCCUAAUAAACCAAUUAGUUUUGUACGAUAUCCGCGAGAGGCGCUGUGUCGCCGUGUUGGUUAAUGCGCAUGCGCGCCGCGAUAGGGAGUCUUUAAGUUUCUGUUUGUAAAUAACAUUUUGUUUCGCGAUUUAGAAGGACCAGAAGAGACGCUGUAAUUAAUUAAAUGACGUAACGAAUUGUCCGCGCGGCAUCCAUCCAUCCAUCCAUCCAACUGUCCAUCCAAAAUCCGUUAUAUCCACGAAUCCGUUAUAUCCAACGUGUCUCUACGAGUCUCUACGAUUGGACUUGUAUCUUAGGGCGAAUCGUAGCUUACACUUUUCUCGCCCUUCUUAUAACUCCCUUACCACAGUCUCCGUGAUCCGCGACGAGAGAAACAUAAAUUUGUAUCCUGUCGUUAACCGACGUCCCUGCGCGAUAUUCAAAUUUCACGAUAGCCGAUAAAAGCCGAGGGUUGCGGAAUCCUAAGAAAAAAAAUGUAUCACGGAUACGAAAGCGCGUAGAUUCGCACUCGUCGAGGAAAUUUAUUGUAUCUCAUUGCGACUAACUUACGCGCGUGCGCGGUGCUCGUUUCCCCGCGAAAAUUCAAAGACGACGAUUACCAAAAAAAUUUAAUUUUUUUUUUCUAAUCUUUGUUUCUUUUUUUUUCCCAUCAUAACAUUAUUUGGUUACUACGAGCGGGAAGUUUGUGAAAGAAAAUUUUUUUUAGUUGAACAAAAAAUUUGAAUAUUCUCG